Messenger RNA from Rubroshorea leprosula, 1680 nucleotides. The record is from the annotation of a GenBank genome assembly. NCBI's taxonomy places the organism in Eukaryota, Viridiplantae, Streptophyta, Magnoliopsida, Malvales, Dipterocarpaceae.
AAACCAACUUGGGAAUUUUAAAAAUUUGAGAAAGUUGGAUUUGUCAAUAAACUCAAUCUCUAGUUCAAUACCAACAUCCAUAGGAGAGCUUUCAUCCUUAAAAUUUUUAGACCUCUCAUAAAACAAAUUCAAAGGAAACCUUUCUGAGUCAUUUGGUUAGCUUUCCAAUUUAGAAGUUGUUGAUAUCUCACAUACUUUUUUGGAGGGUACUCUUUUGGAGAAACACUUUUUAACCUCACAAAAUUGUUAACUUUAUCUGCAAAUCAGAAUCCAUUGAUUUUGAAGGUUGAUCCUAGUUGGAUUCCUCCCUUUCGAAUUAAAGACUUAGAAUUAGGAUCUUGGCAUUUAGGACCACAAUUUCCACAUUGGCUUUCUUCUCAAAGACACCUAGAAUCUUUAGAUACAUCCAAUUCUAGAAUCUCAAGUAUUAUCCCUAGUUGGUUUUCUAACUUCUCUCAUCCAGUGAGUUUUUUGAAUCUCUCUCACAAUCAAAUUCAUGGGCAGCUUCCAAGUAUUUCUACCUUCAACAAUUCAUCAUCUCAAAUCUUUUACCACCUAACUUUCUUAGACCUUUCUAAUAAUCUUAUGUCAGCUUUAAAGACCCUCGAUUUUGGUGAGAAUGAAUUGGUUGGAACAUCCCAUCAUGGAUGGGUCAAAACCUUCUAAAUUUAAUAAUCUUGAGACUACGUUCAAACAAAAUUUUUGGGCAUAUCCCUAGAGCGAUAUGUGCACUCAAUUUUCUCCAAGUCUUGGACAUUGCUCAUAAUAGGCUUUCAAGAAGCUUACCAAGUUGCAUUAGUGAAGCUUACCAAGUUGCAUUAGUAACUUAAGUGCCAUGGUUUAUUUUGUAAAUGGCUUAUUUGGAAACAACAUUAAGUACAGUAUUAACAUAUCAAAUUUUAUUGAGAAUGUAUUUCUUGUGAUGAAAGGCCAGUUUUAUGAAUAUGAUAAGACUCUUAAUUUAGUAAGAGUCCUUGAUCUAUCGGAUAAUAGCUUAUCAGGAGAUAUCCCUUGGCAAAUAACUAGGGUUCAAGGGUUGCAAUCAUUGAAUUUAAUGCACAACCUUCUCAUUAAAAGGAUCCCUCCAAAUAUUGGUGACAUGAGUUCACUAGAAUCUCUUGAUCUUUCUGUAAACAAAUUGCUUGGGUCAAUUCCUGAAAGCAUGUCCAGAUUGUCAUUUCUAAGCUAUUUGAACUUGUCUGACAACCAACUGACUAGAAAAUUACCUUUAAGUACUCAGUUACAGAGCUUUGAUGUGUCUUGCUAUGCUGGAAAUGAACUUUCUGGCCUUCCACUAAUGGUUAAUUGUAGUGAAGUUAAUCAAAGAGUACCUAACACUGGAAAUAAUGGAGAGAAAGGUACGGAUGGAGCUAAGGUGAAUUGCUUGUUUGUUAGCAUGGCACUUGGGUUUAUUUCGGGAUUCUGGGGUGUAUUGAGUCCUCUAGUGAUUAGUAAGCAAUGGAGGUAUGCAUAUUAUCAAAAUCUAGAUGAUAUGUGGUGGAAAGUCAGUGAUUAUGGGAAUACAUUUUUCAAAAAUCUUAUGUAGUUUUCUUUACAAGUGUAUUUCUCUUCCUGUUCUCGUGAUAUGUUACAAAGAAAAAUGUAUUGUUUGGACUUUCUGUUAUGUGUAAUGACGCCGUAAAAUAAUUAAAUACUAUAUAAGAAAAAUAUUUGCAAAUU